CUUUAUUGCUCCACAGGGAAAUUGACAAGUUUUGGGCUACUGCGCACAAUGACUACUUUUUAAUCCAAUAAUCUUUUACUUGUAACGGAGUAUUUCUAAACUGUAGUACUGAUGUGCUGUUGUGAGUCCUCCUUCCUCCUCGGUCUAAAAGCAGCGGUGGUUUGGUCCACAGGGGGGCCCAGCUGCGGCCAGUCAGGCCCCUCGCAGCCUCUCGGUCACCGCCCCUUCCUCUCUCAGCCCCUUUUCAAAAUCCGCUACGAACCAGAGAGGCUGACACACAGCCGACAGAGAGAGAGAGGACACAAAGCGGCCACCAGCAAAGUCUCCUCCGCUGCUGUUUGAGAAUAAAACGUCUCCAUCAAGAAGCCAACAGCUCCGUCUGCACCGUCAGGCUAACGGCUCGCUGCUCAUCGGUUUACUUGCGAGGGAACACAAGCGGGAGAAAUGUUGUAAAAGUUUAUUUUAUCAGCGCGAUUAGUUUGUUGUCACCAAAAUUCAUUUGGAAAAGGAGCCAGCUGUGGUCCAAGCUAAAAGACUUUGGGCAGGGUGCUGUCCUGUGGAAUGGAUGACACCCAAGAGCAGGACCACUACGAGGAGCGCCUAAAAGAAGUUUUUAACAGUUUCGAUGCCAGCGGCUCUGGCUCUCUGUGCCCGGAGGAACUCUCUGACCUCUGCCAGUCCCUGCAACUGGAUGAUGCCACACCAGCUCUCCUCCAUACACUGCUGCAGGACCAGGACCACCGCACUGCCAGGGUCAACUUUGACCAGUUCAAGAAUGCACUCAUCCUGGUAUUGUCGUCAACUAUUGAGACACCACAAGCAGAACAGGAGACCUUGUCUAAACCAGAGUCUCCCGAGAUCCAGCCAAAGUUUGUCAAGGGCAGCAAACGCUACGGCCGCCGCUCCACGCCGGAGUUCAUAGAGCCUAUUUCAGACCUGUCCGAAGUUAGAAAUGCAAAUCCGGUUGAAACGGAGGAUCUGGAGGACAACUAUGACUCAGCUGUUCCCAGGAAGCGUGAGCGCUGGAACGCUCACAACACAAGCACAGAGGAAUAUGAGGCAGAAGGUCAGAUGCAUCUCUGGAACCCUGAUGAGCCGAGCACACCUCGGGGGUCCGGCAACCCUCUGUCGAUCUGUUUGGAGGAGAGGCUGCGUGAAGCCUGCGGCGAGCUGGCGAUAUCAUGGGACGGGUGUGCGGGUCACACCGAAUUGCUGGCUCUCUGCGAACACCUGGGACUGGAGUUAAACGUGGAUGUGCUCCAGAGUCUAACCGGCGAUGGGGUGAUGAACGUUCAGGAGUUUGUUUCCAGGGUAGUAAACAACAACAAACCCCCGACACCGUCCGCCUCCACACCCUACAGACAGCUCAAACGACACCACUCCACUCAGCCCUUUGAUGAGGGAGGCCGGAGGAUAGCUACUCCAUCUGCCCUGACCAGCACCAUUGGCAUGCGUCUCUUCUCCACCCUUGAUGAUGGUACCGGUUUCACUCCCGUCGAAUACAUCCUGGACGCCUGGAUGGAGGAGGGAAUAGAAAACAGCACUGAGAUCCUGCAGGCUCUAAAUUUCAGCCUCGAUGGGAAACUGAGUCUUAAUGACCUCACCAUGGCGCUUGAAAAUGAGCUUCUCGUUGCUAAGAAUGGGAUCCACCGAGCGGCACUAGCGAGCUUCAGAGCUGAGAUCAGACAUCUUCUAGAGCAAGUAGACAGAGAACUCAGAGAGAAAGAGAAAAUCCGAUCUGACCUGGAGAAAGCGGAGAAACUGAAAAAUCAGCUCGCAGCUGAGGUGGAUGAGCAUCACUCUGCAAUUGAGCACAUGAAUAACCUCAAUCUCAGGAAGCUUGAACAGGACCACAAAGAGAAGCUAGCGGCUGUGCGAUCAGAGCUGAUGAAGGAGAUGGACCAGCUCCAGCAGCAGGCCUGCCUGCAGCGUGAGGAACUGGAAGCGGAAGUCCAGAAGAUCAGGGAGGAUGAAUCUUUUCUCAGAGACCACCUGUCCAUCUCUGUGAAGGAAAACAGACGUCUUGAAAUGGAGUUGCUGGACAGCAAUGAAAAACUAGCAGAGGCACAAAGUCAAAUUACAAAACUCCAGACAUGUGUGGACAACAUUAUGAAAGAAAGGUUUGGAGAUUUGGACCCUGGCAGUGCAGACUUCUUCCUCCAAGAGGAACGUAUCAAACAGCUACGCACCAGCUACGAAGCUCAGUCCAGGGAACUACAGGAUCGUAUCGACGAGCUGCAGUCAGAGUUGAGCGAGUUGCAUAGUCUUGGACGAGUUCAUCAGCCCUGCCACAAACCUCUCUCUGAGGAGCUGGAGAGUAAAAGCCCUGGCAUGGAGUCUGAUCCAGGUAUCGGGUCGGAGGACGUUCAGCCGUUCAGCAUGAGCCUUGAAGCGGAGAUGAUGUUGGAGCAGUUGAAGGAUCAGCACCUUCAGGAAAUGGAGGACUUGCGAAACCAGCUGGAAAGCAAGAUUAAUGAAUUUGACAAGAUGGUUGAAAAGCAAAGGACAACCCAUGAGGACCAGAAGGCUGUCUCAGCCCUCCAGUACCAGCGGGAUGUUCAGGCUUUGAGGGAGGAAUUGGCCAGCAUUCAGAGCCAGACUCAGGAGCUUCAGAGCCAGCUAGAACAGGCGGAGCUGGAGCGGACUUGUCUGGAGCAGGCGCAGGCCGAGGAGAGAGAAGAGCUCGAGAAUCUGCAAGAGGAGGAAGUGGGAGCUCUCAGACAACAGCUGCUUGAGGCCCACACCCAUGCUGCAGACCUGGAGGAGCAGCUGAAGGUCCUCGAAGCCCAGCAGGCAGAGAUGGAUGAAAAGUUUGUCAAACAGUUGGAGGAGCUGAGGAAACAACACGCCACUGAGAUUAAGAAGCUGGAGGAGGAGCAUGUGGCGCUUUCCUCAUCCAGACUUGAAGAGGAGGGAAAGAAACUGAAGGAAGAAAAGGCUGAGUUGGAGAAGAGAUUGCAUGAUGAUUGGGAAAGGGAGAAGGAACUAUUGCAACAAAACCAUGAGGAUGUCCUGAAGGCCAGACUUGAGGAGGCGAAGGUGAGGUUCGAGGAGGAGCGGGAUGAGACUGUGCAGAGGCUGACGGAGGGGUGGCAGAAGGAGAGGACUCAGCUGGAUGAGCAGAAUAAUGAGUCUCUGCAGGUGCUGCUGGAGGAAGAGAUGUUGAGACUUGUCGGGGAACAGGAGGAGAAGGAGCACGAGCUGAGGGAGCAGUGGCAGAGUGAACGAGCCCAGCUUCAGGAGCGCCACGAGGAGGCUCUGCUCAAUGCAGUACUCCAAGAAAGGUUACGGUUACAAGAGCAGUUUGAAGAGAGGGAGAAAAAGCUGAGGGAGGAGUGGGAGAAGGAGAGACUACAGCUGGAGGAGGAUUAUGAAGGGAUGCUCCAGGAAAGGCUGAGUGAAGAAAGGGAAAAGUUUCAAACCGAGAAAGAGAAGGAGGAGAAGAGGCUAGAACUCCUAGUGGCAGAGGAGAGGGCUCGUCUAGAGGAGAGCCACCAAGAGGCCGUCAAGGAGCUGACUGUCAAGCACACUGAAGAGAGGGACGCCAUCAGCGCCAUGUUGGACAAACUACGAGACGACGCCAUGCAGGAGAGGAGGGAAAUCGAGCUCAGCUUCUCCCAGAGAAUCAAGGAAGUGGAAGAUCGUUUCUCAGGUGAUCAAGAAUCAGUUGCAAAGCGUUUUCAGGCCGAUGUUUUGAAACUUGAGCAGCGCCACCAGAAUGAGCUGAAGGCCCUUUCUGAGAGCCAUGUCAAGCAGAAGCUCCACUGGGAAGCACAGAUACAGGAGGCCCUGGAGAAUGCAGAAGAACAAAGAAGAUCUAUGGAGGAGGGCAUGGAGCAUGAAAGAGUGAGUCUGGAUCGACAGUGGGAAAAAGAACGGCAUGAGAUAGAAAGUCUUCAUGAAGAAAAAAUGCAAGAACUUGUGAUGAAAAACCAGCAACUGCAAAAUGAGCUAGACAACUUUACCAGCAUGGCUCAGACUAAAGAGACAGAGCUGAGCAGGCAGCUGAAUGACCUCCACAACCGACUUCAAGAAAGUCUGGGAACCAGAGAUGAGCUCCUUGCUCAGUCUGAGAAGAAAGCCCUUGAAACAGAGCUCCUGCUGAACCAAACUGUAGAGGAUUUCAGACAGGAGAGGGAAGAACUUCUGAGCAGCCAGAAAGAACUUGAAAGAAAAAAUAACGAGAUGCUUUCCAUCUCUGAGAGGCAGAUCACUGAGAGGAUUGAACUGCUUACCGAACGCGAUGAUUUGAAUAUGAAGAUCGAGGAGCUGGAGAUGCUGCUUCAACAGGCUGCGGUGGACUUUGAGCUUGAGAGGAAGGACCUACAAGAACACAUAUCCAUUCUUGAAAAAAAGUUAAAAGAUAAUCUAGAGAAUGACAGAGAAGACCUUAUAGCAGAAAGAGAUACGCUUAAAGUUAGAGUUAAAGAGCUGGAGAUGGAAUUCAGUCAGGUUUUGUCUUCUGCAGAAAAAGCUAAAGAAGAAGAAGUGGAAGAAUCAAAAGAAAUAAAGACUUUAACGGAGGUACAAAACACCAUUGAAACAUGUUUUGUUGUACCCCCUGAAAUCUGUCUCAAUAAUGAAGCUAUUCUUGCAGAUUCCUCUAAUCAAGAACGAAGUGUUGAUGUAGGGACUAUGACUGAGGCCCUGGAUGCAGUGAAUGAUGGUGCUGAAAAUAUCAAAAAUAUUGAUCAUAAAUGUGAUGAAAACGUAAGUCCUACCAAUAUUGAUCAAGGAGAUGGCACGGUAGAUGUAAAGAUGGCUCCCAUUGAAAGUGACGAGCCCGAUGGGCAAAUUUUUGUGACUGAGCAUAGUGACCCGCAGCCUGAAAGGUCCCAGGACGUUGAAGGAGACUGCAAAGCCGACUGUUGUUCGCCAGUACCAGAUGAAAAGCAUUCACACACUGAGUCCAAAAAUGAAACAGUUCCUCCACAGAUGUGGUGUGAGGCGGUCUCAUCCCUUGAGGCAUUUGAAGGUGAGAAUAAAGUAGCUCUUGAAUCAUGUGAGGAGGAAAACAAACCUCAAGAUGUACCAGCUUUGGUUAAUGAAUGCCCUUCCCAUGAAGAUGAGCCAUGUCAUGAGGCUGUGGUUGAUCCCUCAGUGCUGGAGGACAUGGUUGACCCCGAUGAGCUGUCUCUGGUGGAUGCUAAGCUUACUCGUUUACCAAAUAACUCUCCCGACUGUAGACAGGAAGUUGAACUUGUGUCCGUCUCAGACUGUGAACAUUUGACCGCUAAAAUGAAAGAUGAAUGUGCAUAUGAUUGUUUGGCACCAACAGAUGAAGAUACUGACUGGGAGGAAAGGGAAUUUGAUCUCCUCAAACUACAGGCUUUGUGUAACACUGCCACAGAGGAGAACAUCCUCCUACAUGAGAAGAUUUCUCUGCUUCAACAGAAGUCAGAAAUACUAGAGAAUCUUCUGGCUCAUAACAGUGAAAAGAUCAAAACUGGCCACCAGAUAUUGGAGGAAAACUAUAACCUCAAAGUUAAAAUGAUACUUUUAAUGGAACAUGUCAAAGAGCUAGAGGUAAAGGCCUUAAAGAUGACAGAUCUUCAGAUUAAAUAUGAAGAUUGCUUGUGUGAAAAUGCCAAACUGAAGGAUCAAAACAGUGAGCUUGAAAACAGAGUCUGGAGCCUUGAAAGCACCGUGAAUAUUUUCCAUGAUUUCCAAAAUCAUCCCAAGAUAUCGCUGGUGGAUGAGAUCGGCAGGAUGAGAGAAGAGAACGAUAAGCUUUCGGAGUUGUUCAUUGAGCUGGAGAGGCAGUGGGAGAUUCUCUCAGUCAGACAAUCACAGAGUCCCAUGGAGGGGCCUGUCCUGGAUCUGACCGGUCAGCUGCAGGUUGAAGUUCAGGCAGCGAAUGAUCUGGAGGGUUGCUGUGAGGAGUUCGAGAAGCAGAACACCAGCCUUCGCAGAGCCAUCUCAGAGCUACAAGACAAGUCGCAGACAUUAAAUGAAACAACGCAGGCUCAUAGGUAACGUGGAGAGAAACUAGGAGCCUGUCCCUCCGUGUCCCCUGUGGCUUGUCGUUGUCCCAUCCCUUUGGUGCCUCGAGUUUGCUUUCGUUCCCAAGCAAAGCGUUGUACUUGUGAUUAGCAUCCUAAACCCUUUGUGCGAUGCAACAGAUCUAAAACACUUGUGCUGCCUUGCUUCCUGUAGAUCACCAGUGGAAAAUGAAAAGAGGAAAAACGUGUAAAAA
This is a messenger RNA of Scatophagus argus, 6196 nucleotides long. RefSeq names its product ninein (GSK3B interacting protein) (gene nin). Gene Ontology annotation, cellular component: centriole; ciliary transition fiber; pericentriolar material. The transcript has 17 exons. Lineage: Eukaryota; Metazoa; Chordata; Actinopteri; Scatophagidae. The record is from RefSeq and is a predicted model, not a curated record. Gene Ontology annotation, biological process: centrosome-templated microtubule nucleation; microtubule anchoring at centrosome; centrosome localization. Gene Ontology annotation, molecular function: calcium ion binding. Bases 562 to 5976 code for a protein of 1804 amino acids.